Molecule: messenger RNA, 1193 nt
Organism: Drosophila bipectinata
Lineage: Eukaryota; Metazoa; Arthropoda; Insecta; Diptera; Drosophilidae
Gene: Adk1
Product: Adenosine kinase 1
Biological process (GO): purine ribonucleoside salvage; purine nucleobase metabolic process
Cellular component (GO): cytosol; nucleus
Molecular function (GO): adenosine kinase activity
Source: RefSeq, a predicted model, not a curated record
CUGCCGCACAGUCCACUGGAACCUCAUCGUACGCACUUCAAGAAAGCGUGCUGGUUGUCUGAAGACACCCAACAUGGAGAUGCCGGAGGGAAUUGUUAUGGGAUUUGGUAAUCCCCUGCUAGACAUUACCUGCCACAUCGAGGACAAUACGCUCUUAGAGAAAUACGGGCUGGAAGCGAAUGCUGCCAUUAUUGCUGAUGAAAAGCACGAUGCCCUGUUCGACGAGCUUAUGAAUAUGGAAAGCGUGAUCUACUCGGCCGGAGGAGCUUGUCAGAACACAAUGCGUAUCUUUCAGUGGAUUGUCCAGACUCCCUUUAGAGCAGUUUUUACGGGAGCCGUGGGCAAGGAUAAGUUGGGCGAUCGAAUCACCAAAAGAGCCAGAGCUGACGGUCUUCAAACGCUUUACCAGCUAAAAGAGGAACUGCCGACAGGUUCCUGUGCUGUACUUAUAAGCGGUUCAAACCGUUCCUUGGUAGCUAAUUUGGGGGCGGCCUCUCUGUUCACCGAAGACUGGAUGGACGAUGAAGAGAAUGUCUGCGCAGUAGAGCGGGCACAAUACUUUUACUUCACCGGCUUCUUCCUGGCCGUUUGUCCGUCCGUUGUGCAGAUAGUGGCAAAAAUGUGCGCCGAGUCGAACCGACUAAUGAUCCUCAACUUUAGCGCUGUCUUUGUACUUGCCAUGCAACGCGAAGCUCUGGAUAGCAUCAUCAAGUACGUGGACAUCAUCAUUUGCAAUAAGGAGGAAGCUAUUGCAUUUGCUGAUGCCUACGACUGGAAGACAAAGAACAUUUUCGAGAUCGGGCCGCGGCUGCAGUGCUUGCCAAAGGAAAAUAUCCGGCCCAGGAUUGUCUUGGUUACGGAUGCGGUGUGUCCGGUACUUUGUUUCCAGGAGAACGAGCGAAUAUUGGAAUACCCAGUACCCAAGGUGGAAAAGGGCAAAGUUUUCGACACCAAUGGCUGCGGAGACGCCUUUGUGGGAGGCUUUUUGGCCAUGUUCGUUCAGCAUAUGCCCCUGGACUACUGCAUCCGUACAGGCAUUUUUGCUUCACAACAGGUGUUGAACAUAGUCGGAGUCCAGGUGGAGCAGUUACCCAAGUUUAGCGAAAAGUGCAUCUAAAUUAAGCUCAUUUAGUGGACACAGUUUCCUGCAAUGACUCUCAAUAAAUUUUCAGUGUUUAUCCGACCUAAACAAA